Molecule: messenger RNA, 2084 nt
Organism: Anolis sagrei ordinatus
Lineage: Eukaryota; Metazoa; Chordata; Lepidosauria; Squamata; Anolidae
Gene: ALDH5A1
Product: aldehyde dehydrogenase 5 family member A1
Biological process (GO): GABA catabolic process
Cellular component (GO): mitochondrion
Molecular function (GO): succinate-semialdehyde dehydrogenase (NAD+) activity
Source: RefSeq, a predicted model, not a curated record
CCUGUGGCAAGGAAGCGGUGCAUUGGAAGGGCUGAGUGUCAAGGAGCAUUCCUUCCGCCAUGUAGAUGUAACCGGGGCCAAUCUCUCUGUGCCCGCCCCGCGCUCCUCCUCCUCCUCCUUCCCGGGUGGCGAUGGCGGGGCCCUCUUUCCUGCGCUCCUUCCCGGGCUUCCUGAUGCAGUCUGCGGGCGCCCUGGGGGUCCAAGGCGGCCGCCCGCUCUGCUGCAGCUCGGGCCUGGGCCCGGUGUCGCCGGCUCUGCUGCGCUCGGGAGGCUUCGUGCGGGGCCGCUGGCUGCAAGCCGGAGCCUCGUUCCCCGUGCGGGACCCCGGCAGCGGCGCCGAGUUGGGCCGGGUGGCCGACUGCGGGGCGGAGGAGGCCCGGGCCGCCGUGCAGGCCGCAUACGAGGCCGGGCCCGCUUGGAGCAGAACCACCGCCAAGGAAAGAAGUGUAUUACUUCGUAAAUGGUAUGAUUUGAUGAUAGAGAACAAGGAUGACCUCGCCAGGAUCAUAACAGCAGAGAAUGGGAAACCACUGAAAGAAGCGCAAGGGGAGAUCCUGUAUUCUGCUUCCUUCUUGGAAUGGUUUGCCGAAGAAGCUCGACGCGUUUAUGGCGAUAUCAUCCCAUCUUCUGCAAAAGAUAAAAGAAUCUUGGUGCUGAAACAGCCUGUGGGCGUUGCUGCCAUCAUUACCCCUUGGAAUUUCCCAAGUGCUAUGAUCACAAGAAAAGUGGGUGCAGCUUUGGCAGCUGGUUGUACGGUCGUAGUGAAGCCAGCAGAAGAUACGCCUUUAUCUGCAUUAGCACUUGCUGAGCUUGCAAACCAGGCUGGAAUUCCUGCUGGAGUAUACAAUGUGGUCCCAUGUUCUAGACAACAGGCAGCAGCAGUUGGGGAAGUGUUCUGCACAGAUCCUUUGGUCUCCAAAAUCUCUUUUACUGGCUCAACAGCCACAGGAAAGAUACUGCUGCGCCAUGCUGCUGGCACUGUGAAGAGGGUCUCCAUGGAGCUUGGGGGACAUGCUCCAUUCAUAGUGUUUGACAGCGCUGAUGUAGACAAGGCAGUCACAGGAGCGUUAAUGUCCAAAUAUAGAAACUCCGGCCAGACUUGUGUUUGCACAAACCGGUUCUUGGUGCAAAAAGGGAUCCAUGAUGCAUUUGUGGAAAAGUUUGCAGAAAUCAUAAAGAGAGAGCUUCAUGUAGGCUAUGGAUUUGAUGAAGGGACUACGCAGGGGCCACUAAUUAAUGAAAGAGCUGUGGAAAAAGUUGAAAAACACAUCCAUGAUGCAGUGUCUCAUGGUGCUUCCAUUGUUACUGGAGGGAAACGACACAAUUAUGGGCAGAAUUUCUUUGAACCAACUCUACUCAGCAAUGUCACCACAAGCAUGCUGUGUACGCAAGAGGAAACAUUUGGUCCUCUGGCCCCAGUUAUCAAGUUUGAUACAGAGGAAGAAGCUCUUGCCAUAGCAAAUUCAGCUAAUGUGGGUUUAGCAGGUUAUUUCUACUCCCGAGAUCCUGCCCAGAUCUGGAGAGUUGCAGAGCAGCUGGAAGUUGGAAUGGUUGGUAUUAACGAAGGACUUCUGUCUGCCGUGGAGUGUCCAUUUGGUGGCGUUAAACAAUCCGGCUUAGGAAGAGAAGGUUCAAAAUACGGCAUUGAUGAGUAUCUGGAAGUAAAGUAUGUCUGUUUUGGAGGAUUACAGUAGCCAUUAGUUAACAUGAUUCAUUACAAUUAUUAGACUUUUCAUAAGUUUAAUAUAGCAAGAUUAUUUGUCCCUCCUCUUCUUAAAAUGGAAGCAAUCAUGUUUCUAUGUAAUGAUGCCUUUCGUUUACCAUAGUUUUAAAUGUGUAAAACAACUACUGUGGAAUCUAUUUGAGUGCAUAUACAGCAUAAGAAUAUAAACGUACUUUAUGAUUUUCAUAAAAAUGCUGGAAGAAAUCAUCACAUCUUUAGAGGAACCAGAAGUGUUUCCUAAUUGACGUAUGCAUUUUGGAGUCAACAGAGCAGAUACUAGUUUUUUUUAUCCACACUGUGAAACUGUUGCUAUCAUUGUAUUUUCAUAAUAUCUGUGCCAAAUAUCAAAGUUGGACUUCUA